AGAACUGAAAAACGAUAUAAGAAAUUGAGACGACAUAUCCUAUAGUUUUAUUGAAAUUAUUCAUUUAGCGAAGUAUCGUAAUUCGAAAAGUAAUAAAUCUUUGAGGUCAUUUUAUGGUGACCGACCACAGUCCUUCACCAUCGAUGAUUCUGGAGAGCGGUAUUAUAUUGGUGCAGAGGUAGGACAAUAUAUGCGAUAUCAUCGUGGUUCUCUGUACAAAAGAUUUCCGCAGUUAUGGAAACGAAUGGCAACUACAGAGGAAAAACGAAAAAUGCAAGAGAUGGCCUGUCCUUCAUCAUUUCUAAAUACUAAUAUAAUGCUAGUGAAAGCUUCCGAGGUUGACGAAAUUUUCAUGGGUAACGAAGAGAAAUAUCGUGCAGGUGGAUCAGGUACAACCAGUGGAAGAACAGGACCAUGGUUAGGACAACAGGUUAGCAGUGGUUCUCAUCAUCUAGAAAGUGUGCCUUGUUCUACACCGGUCGCACAUGCAAGGGGUCAUAUUAAAACACGAGAUUUUGCGUCAUCACCAGAUGAUUUGGAACUCUACAGAAAGAUUUUGGAAAAUGCCAAUCAUACCGAAGAACUAGUUCCAAUAAGGUUAGACAUGGAAUUAGAAGGUGUAAAGCUUCGAGACACAUUUUGUUAUAAUCGCCAUGAAAAGUUAAUAACACCGGAAAUUUUAGCCGAAACAAUGUGUGAGGAUCUUGAUUUGCCCACAGGGACGUUUCAAAAUGCUAUUGCACAAGCAAUACAUCAACAGAUUGAGGCAGCUGGUGAAGCAGCACCUGUCGAUACGGCGUUAAGUGAUCAGCGAGCGCUUUUAAAAUUGAAUAUUCAUGUGGGCAAUCAGUCUUUGGUUGAUCAGUUUGAAUGGGAUAUGAGUGAAGAAAAAAAUAGCCCAGAAUGGUUCGCUUCAAAAUUGGCCUCUGAAUUAGGACUUGGAGGGGAAUUUGUUGCAGCGAUAAGUUAUUCUAUCCGAGGACAACUAUCAUGGAACCAAAAAACAUAUGCGUAUAGUGAGUCUCCCUUACCUACAGUGGACUGCCCAUUUCGAAAUCCUGUAGAUGCGGAUGCUUGGGGGCCGUUUUUGGAAACACUAACAGACGCUGAAAUUGAAAAGAAAAUGCGCGACCAGGAUCGUAAUACCCGUCGUAUGAGGCGCUUAGUAAAUGCCAAUCCGUAUGGUGGACUCUAA
Molecule: messenger RNA, 1195 nt
Organism: Thelazia callipaeda (thelaziosis nematode)
Lineage: Eukaryota; Metazoa; Nematoda; Chromadorea; Rhabditida; Thelaziidae
Source: the annotation of a GenBank genome assembly